UGGGAGAGAAGGGAAAGACCACCGCCGCCAGAGGAUGACUGGGAGGAUACACCGGACCACGGAACAUUCGGCGUCCCCAUGCAACACGACUACGCGUCGAAACCUGAAGCUGCAGUCGUUGAUUUGGUGUUGGAGGAAAAUGCGUUUCUCCGGGAGGAAAAUCGCCUGUUACGCCAACAGAUCGAGGGGCUUACACUGAGGCAGCGGUUCGGCAUUCAUCGUUUUGCUGCCUCGGACAAGGAUAUCAGGUUCUUUACAAGGUUUGCAUCAUAUGAUCUACUGAUGCGUUUCUGGGGCUUGAUUGCGAACUCACUACCAUCCAUGGUCAGUGUUCGACAAGCACAAAGAGGAGCUCUCACAGAGUCAAAUGCUACAACCCAUUCCCUGCAGCCCAUUGACGAGUUUUUCCUAUUUUUGAAUUACCUUGCCCUUGGGUCUAAGCAGCGGGACCUUGCUGACCGGUAUGGUAUUCAUCAGUCCACGGUCAGCAGAAUCAUUACUACAUGGAGCAACUUCCUGUUCACAGUACUCGGCUCAGUGAGGAUCUGGAUACCUGAAGAGGAGAUACAGAGAAAACUGCCUGCAGACUUCAAGGACUACCCCGACAACACAGUCAUCCUUGACUGCACUGAGCUGAGGUGUCAAUGCCCAUCUUCCCUCUCCUCCAAAGUGAGGUAUUUUCCUCCUACAAGUCCCACUGCACUCUGAAGGGGCUCAUUGGGAUCGCGCCACAUGGGCCAGUGACAUUUGUGUCUGCGCUGUAUGCUGGGUCUAUCAGCGACAAACAGAUUACCCGUGAAUCUGGUCUCCUCAGUCUGCUCAAACCUGGGAUGGCUGUCAUGGUAGACAGAGGUUUCCUCAUUAAUGACAUUGUGCCCUGCAAGGUUUACAGGCCAGCCUUCCUCUCUGGCAGGCCUCAAAUGUCUGCAUCUGAGGUUAGGGAGACCCAGGCCAUAGCACGUGUAAGGGUGCAUGUGGAGCGCUUCAUUCGCCGGGUCAAAGAGCACAAGUUUUUCGAUUCUGUGAUUCCCCUACGGGUUUUUGGGAGCAUCAACCAACUGUACACGGUGGCUUGUCUCCUUACAAACUAUGAAAAUGGGCCACUGGUAAAGGCCUGGGCAAAGAAGCCUGAGAUCUGAGGAUUUCCAACGUGCAACCACACUGUAUAUUUAUACACUUUCAUAAAGGCACUGCAUAUCAGGCUUUCAGCCAGAUGACCUUCAACAAGCCAUUGCACAUAACAUACAUAAAAACUAUGUAUUAUAUGUGCAGUGCACUGAUGAGGGACGUCUGAGUAAAAGCUUGAUAUGCAGUGCCUUUAUAAAAGAUUUAUGAAAGCUUU
This is a messenger RNA of Xyrauchen texanus (razorback sucker), 1342 nucleotides long. RefSeq lists its product as uncharacterized. NCBI's taxonomy places the organism in Eukaryota, Metazoa, Chordata, Actinopteri, Cypriniformes, Catostomidae. The transcript has 2 exons. The record is from RefSeq and is a predicted model, not a curated record. Bases 79 to 708 code for a protein of 209 amino acids.